AUGUCUCAGGGUCAUGAUUCUCCUGCCACGCUAAAACCUCUUCGCUUGCUUCGUGGCGAGAUCACAUACGAAGCUGCAAAGGAACAAGAUGCCAAUAUCCUCCACCAGCUAGGCUACAGGGAUCAAAGGAUUCGAUUUUUUACCCACUUGUACCGAAAUCGCGGACUGAUCGCGACAAUUGCCGCCCACCAUCUCGGCCUCGCUUCUGCAGACAUAUGUCAUGUUGAUGUGGAUGACUGGAUACACGGGAGCUUCAAUGUGAUGAUCCGAUUUCCCUUGCCUUACCGAAUUGGAGAGAACUGCCGCCCCGGUAAUGCGGAUGAGAAGGUUCGUUGUGAAGUUGGGACCUACGCAUGGCUCCAAGAAAACUGUCCGUCUGUUCCUAUCCCACGCCUUUAUGGGUUUGGGCUAUCCACUGGCCAAACAUUCACAAUUCUCGACAACCUGCCUUUUAUAGCCCGGACUGUUCAACGUUUGCGCCGCCGACUGUUGAAUUGGUUAGGCUAUCCGACUCCAUCCCAGUAUGUUCAACAUCGGACCAAAGAUCAGAUUGCGCUGGGCACACCCUAUCUUUUGAUUGAAUAUAUCAAACCAUCGCGGGGCAAGAUGCUUUCUGAAACAUGGGAGGAAAGCCGCCAUAAUCUCAAAUUGCGCAAGAACCUUUUCCAUAGCAUCUCCCGCAUCAUGCUAGCUUUGGCACGUACUCCUUUGCCAAAGAUCGGGUCCUUUGUUCUAGAUGAAAAUGGGUUCUUGAGUUUGAGUAACAGGCCCCUUACCCUUGAAAUCCAACAACUGGAAAAUGAACAUAUUCCAGUUGACAUGCCCCAAAAUAUUACUCACACCACUGUCGACUCUUAUGUCAAUGAUAUCCUUGCAUUCCAUGAAAGUCGUCUUCGCCACCAGCCUAAUGCAAUCAACAGUCUGGAAGAUGGUCUCUAUCAGACAUCUGCACUGAUGGUUAUGAGAAGUGUCUGGCCGUGUUUUUUUCGCCGAGAUCUCCUUCGAGGCCCUUUCGUUCUUAACCUCGCUGAUCUUAACCAGACCAACAUCUUUGUCGACGACAAUUGGAACAUCGAGUGCCUUAUCGAUCUGGAGUGGGCAUGCUCUCACCCAGUGGAAAUGAUUCAACCUCCAUACUGGUUGACGAACCAGGCUAUCGAUUUGAUCAGCAUGGAUGACUACAAAAUUCUUCACAAAGAGUUCAUGGAGGCUCUCUCAGAGGAGGAAAUUAAGAUCAAGCUGCCAUUCCGCCUCUACCCCAUCUUGCAGGAGGGAUGGGAGAGAGGGACAUUUUGGUUUUCUCUAGCGCUCAGUAGUCCCACGGCAUUGUUCACGAUAUUUUAUGACCAUAUUCAACCGAGGUUUUCUAAGACUCACGACGAUCCAGCUUUUUGGCGAAUCACUAUGCCUUACUGGACGUUCAAUGCCUUUAAGUUUAUUGAACAUAAAGUGAAGGAUAAGGAGCAAUACGAUGCCUCUUUGCGUGAGGCAUUUGAAUUUGGAAGUUUGCAUGGCUAG
Aspergillus thermomutatus is the source of this 1518-nucleotide messenger RNA. RefSeq lists its product as uncharacterized. NCBI's taxonomy places the organism in Eukaryota, Fungi, Ascomycota, Eurotiomycetes, Eurotiales, Aspergillaceae. The record is from RefSeq and is a predicted model, not a curated record. Bases 1 to 1518 code for a protein of 505 amino acids. The transcript has 3 exons.